AUGAGCCAAGAUAUCUCGACGUAUCGAAGGUCUCCAGCGGUUGGAACGACUGUGCGCCGCCGCGUGUUGACCGAUGAGAUCCGUCGUCAGAUAUGUGCCGACGCCGAAGACGACCCGACCCUGAAGCAAGGUCAAUUAGCGGUAAAACAUGGCCUUGAACGGAGCACGAUUUCCAAAAUCCUCCGAAAGCGGGACAAGUACAUGAAUUUGCAGUCGGCGGGAAAGACUUUUAUCUCGGAUGGAGACUCGCAGGCCCUCACCAAACGACUGGACCUUGAGAAGACUUCUCUGCCUUCCCCUGCCGGCGGGGUCGAAAAUCAACGAGACAGAGGCCUACCUAUCACGACUGACAGUCUCCAGGGGCGGGAGCAAGGGGAACGAUUUUCAACUACCGAGGCUGGCCCAGCGAUAGUCUCCCAUGCUGACCUACUCGAGACGUCUAGCCGACGCAAGGAUGAUCAUACUACGCAGAAAAGCGACGCCGAUUCGACGUUGGCAGAUUCCGGCACAGCCUCAGUCGCGCAGACUCCUCUUAGGAGCACUCCGGCAUCUUCCUCGGACAUCUUGCUUGGUAGCACUCCGACCUCGCCGGCCGCCGAAGACGACAUCAUGCGAGCUCUACACGCCAUGAAAGCACUGCUGGAUCGAAAUCCCGGCGUAGCCAGUUCGGACGAUUACGUGGCGGUCGGAAGAUUACAGGCCAUCCUCCAAGUCCUUCUCGGAGAAAACGAACGAAAUAUCGACCUGGCCGGGCAGCGUACGGUCGGGAAACAGCCACUCAAGAAGGGACCGACAGUCCCGAGACUGGGCAGCCACGGCAAAGAUCAACAUGACACCAGCAGCCUUGGUGUGUAG
This is a messenger RNA of Cladophialophora carrionii CBS 160.54, 855 nucleotides long. RefSeq lists its product as uncharacterized. The record is from RefSeq and is a predicted model, not a curated record. NCBI's taxonomy places the organism in Eukaryota, Fungi, Ascomycota, Eurotiomycetes, Chaetothyriales, Herpotrichiellaceae. The transcript has 4 exons. Bases 1 to 855 code for a protein of 284 amino acids.